Caenorhabditis sp. 36 PRJEB53466 is the source of this 7938-nucleotide messenger RNA. The record is from the annotation of a GenBank genome assembly. Lineage: Eukaryota; Metazoa; Nematoda; Chromadorea; Rhabditida; Rhabditidae.
AUGGCGCCGAUGAAGCGCGGAAAACGGCUCAAGUGCAAAACGGCGAACAUUUGCACGGAUUGGUGUCUUGAGCAACGAGAGGUAUCGGUUUGCAAAGUAAUCUGGAAGACGACAAUAGUCGUAGAAUUUCUGCGGAAAGAUGUAAUACCAAUAACUACAAAACGUUGCCGAUUUUUUGCAGACCGACUCGAUUCCCAAGUGUUUUCAACAUCGGUGUUGGUGCACAAAAGCCGGCUCGCAGUUGAGAGACAAUAUCGAAAAGGACGAUGACGUGGUGCCUGAAAGUCCGAAUCUGUGCGCGCCUCAAAAAGCCCGACAAACUUUUAUCGAUUUGUUCGUUUUCGUCCUUCCCCACGAAUCGAAUUCCGUUGUUGCGAGCACGGAUUUCAUUUGAUAAAUACUAUGAUGCAUCUUCUUCUCAAAAUCACUUGUUGCCUACCCCAUUAUGUACUUAUUCUCAACUAUUCACGACAGCAGCUACCAAUUGGGCGCUGCUCUCAUGACAGCAGCUACCAAAUGGGCGCUGCUCUCACGACUGCAGCUACCAAAUGGGCGCUGUUCUCACGACAGCAGCUACCAAUUGGGCGCUGCUCUCACGACAGCAGCUACCAAAUGGGCGGCGCUGCUCUCACGACAGCAGCUACCAAAUGGGCGGCGCUGCUCUCACGACAGCAGCUACCAAAUGGGCGGCGCUGCUCUCACGACAGCAGCUACCAAAUGGGCGGCGCUGCUCUCACGACUGCAGCUACCAAAUGGGCGGCGCUGCUCUCACGACUAAGGUGGGGCGAAAACGUGGAUACCUUCUACUCGGGUACCUUGUUCAUGAUCCUGUCAUCACACCUUUUUGAGGAGUCUGCUGUCCCCGUCCACCACUGUACACCUGCUGUUCCCCUUUGGGAUAUUUUAUUCUUCUUUGCAAUCGAUGAAGGAAUGUAUUGCGAAUUCUCUUCGAAUAACGCGAUUUUAUUCAAUUUGCAAUCGGGGUUUUUCUAGGUUUACGCAUUCCAUUAAUCAGUCUCGCUUCAAAACGUUCCCCACGACCUCAGGACCGCCCAAAAAUGUGUCCGAAACUGCUGCUCGCGCGGCGGCGUAACCAAUCCAAUUUCCGUUCUUCACUCGUGAGUGACACGCCGUCUAAAUCAAAUAGAAUGGGAAAAAUAACGUCUUUUCUCAUUUUCCGUCUCUCCGUCGCGGAAAUCUCCGGCGGCGUGUCCUUUUUGUGAGCAGCGCGCCGUCUCCUUCAGUUUUAAUAAAACGGAGUGUCUUUCUCUCUCUCUCUCUCUCUCUCUCUCUCUCUCUCUCUCUCUCUUUCUCUCAUGCCUUUUCUGUCUGCCCGAGCGGAAAAAAAAGAAAAGGGGGUUUCAAGCCUCAUGACGCUCUUUUGGCGUACGGCUCACCGAGCACAGAGAAAGUGGCCAUUCUUUGUUAAUUUUCUAGUCUGAAAAGGAAGUUUUCGACACUUUUUUUGUGCAUUUGUUUUUGACAAGACAUUUGUUGGGCUCUCGGUCGGCUCCAAAAUGGUCCCUAAUGGAUCAGACACCCGUUGGAGCACAAAAUGCGAAAGCUUGAAGAUUGAUGAGCGCACAAGAUACACUUCUUUUCGCUAUUCUUGGGAACACAACAAUAUCAGCUGACAUUCAUUGAAGCAUGACUUGUUUUGCAUAUUUUUGGCGCUUUACUUGACCUUUGACUCUUUUUUCGAAAUAAACUCGUUAAUUUUCAGUCAUGGUCAUGCUGCAAGUGACUGAGAGUGUCGAUUCGGGAGUCUCUGACAUUGACUCGUUACACGGACGAUCUGCGAGCGAACACAAUUUGGCAAUGUAAGUCCACAAUUUUUGAAUUCUCCAGGUUGAGACAAAAGUUUUGACAUACAUCAAGCCUAGGUUUCGAGCAAGAAAUUUUAGAGCUCCGCGAGCUCGGAGCUGUGGGUGGGCUCGCGGGGCACAAAUCUCAAUGUCUGCAAAGUAGGGCAUGAUGGGUGUCAAAACUUUCCCCAUUACAUUGGGACUUUAAAAAUAUUGCUCAAGCUGACGGUCCCUAUCGGAUCAGUGGUCCCCGAAAGUUGAUCAUCAGAAGUGUAUCAAAAUGGGUAUCAAAAUGUUUCCCUUGACUGCUUUUCUACUCUCAGAGCUCUAAAAUUGGAUUCACACACUAUCUUUUCAGUUUCGACGUCGACGAAGAAAUGGACCCCCAGAGUUCGAUGAAUCCAUUUCUAGAACCGGAUAAUAUUCGUGAUCCCCUUGAUCCGACGGUCCCUUCCGGAUCUUCGAUGAAUUUGGAUUCUGACUUUCCGCCACUCAACAAUCACUUCACACCGCCGCCGAAUCCACCCGAAUGGGGACCAAAACCAGGUAGGAGAAGUUAGGCCACCACUUGAGAAAGUUAGGCCACCACUUGAGAAAGUUAGGCCACCACUUGAGAAAGUUAGGCCACCACUUGAGAAAGUUAGGCCACCACUUGAGAAAGUUAGGCCACCACUUGAGAAAGUUAGGCCACCACUUGAGAAAGUUAGGCCACCACCAGUUUCGUAGUCGGUUGUCGGUAAAUGUGGCACCGAACAAAAAAGUGGUAACUACCCGCCGAACGGGACGGACCACCAAUUGCCGGGAAGUUUAUUUAAAGGAAGGGUCAUUAGAAGGCCUUGAACUUCAAAAAACAAUUAUUUUUUUUUGCAGACUGGAUCGUGGGUCCGUUCCGCGGGCGAACGCACCACGAAAGCUACGAGGCGGUCUCGAAAUUUCUGCUCACCGACGUGGAAAUGCAAAAGAACGGCUACCCGUACCACACGCCCGCAAACGGCCGCCAAUUGGUGAACAUCGACGAGAACAAGUUCAAAAAACACUCGGAAUUGUUCGUCGAAUCGGGUUCCGCGGUGCGCUACUGCAUCCGCUGCCGUCAGAGAUUCGUGCCGCCACCGCCGCACCUGAUCCACGGGGACCACCAGUGCUUCUGGCACCACAAAUCCGUGUGGGACAAUGAGGCCGGCGACUCGUACUUCCCGUGCUGCUAUCGCUACGAAACAGAGAUGCCGUCGCCGUGUUUGGCCUCGAAAUUUCAUGUUUUCAACGGAAUCGAUCGAAUGGACCUGCUGGAUUUUCAAUCGACACCACGGUCCCGAGGAUCGGAUGAUCCACGACGGAACAAGGUUUUCUUGGCAAUUUGUAUCCACUUUUCGUUAAUCUGUUCUAAUAUUGUCGAUUCGAAACGUUGUAUCUCCGCUGCUGAUGGAGUUGUCAAAAAGUUGUCAACUAAUAAAAUGUACACAAUUUUACCGUGAACAUUUUAUCAGUUGACAACUUUUUGAUAUCUUUACUCACAAAUGAGAUACAAGGCCUUGAAUGAGCGGUAUUCAAGUGCGAACUUUAAAUCUCCCAUUCUACUUGAAAAACCGAAUUUGCAGGUCUUCGCACUGGACUGUGAAAUGGUGCACACCUCUCGCGGUCCCGCAUUGGCUCGCAUCUCACUGUUGGACGUGUACGGCACGGAAAUUAUCGAUUCGUUGGUGAAACCCGACGGACAGCUCUACGAUGCGAACACAGAGUACUCGGGAUUGUCCGAGGAACAGGUCGAGCAGGCGACAGAGACUUUGCAUACUGUAAGAGUAUUAUCAUCUCAAAAUUUUCGGACCAAUUGGAUCGCCCGGCUUCUAGGCAUACUGUAUCUGGAGCGGAUUUUUGAAAGUGCUUUAUUUAUAGCAAAAUAUCUCGAUUGUCUGAAAAGCUAUCAAAAAGAUGUCAACUGACAAAAUGUACAGAAUUUCCUACUGAACAUUUCAUCAGUUGACCACUUUUCGAUAUCUCCACACACAAAUGAGCAACUUCUUCAGAUCCGCGAAAAACUGUUCGAGCACGUGUGCGACGACUCGAUUCUCAUCGGCCAUUCUCUCGAGAACGACCUGAAAGCGUUGCGCGUCGUCCACCAAAAAAUCGUGGACACGUCGAUCAUGUACAUGGACGCAUCGCGAUAUAAACGCUCGCUCCGACACCUGGCCAGUGUGCAUUUGCGGAUGGAAAUCCAGGAGGGCGGGCACGAUUCGGUCGAGGACGCGCGUGCCUGCCUCUUUUUGGUCGCCAAGAAACUGCACGCGGAGGACGUCGAAAAACGGCGAAUCGAGAAGGAGAGGCGGCAGAAAACGCGGGAGGAGGAGCGGCGGAAACAGAGGCAGCAAUCGUGGGGAUACAGCAAGUAUUGGUAACGACUACAGUAGUCCGGGACGGUUUGCAACUGUCGGUUUCAAUCUAUCGUUCAUUUUUACCUCAAAUCUCAUUUCUUGUGAUGUUCUUCCAAGCGCUUCUAUUUUAUUGUCAAUUUGCUCUUCCCCAACUACAGUAACCCUGGUAAUUACCAGAGUUGCCACAAAACUCCGGCCCGGCCCGGUUCAAAAAGCGGGAAUCCAAAUGUUGAACUAUUGAUUAAAUAAAAUGUUUGUUUUUCGUAGAACUAACGAAUUUUGCAAGUAUCUCGAGCAUAAAAAAGAAAUGUAGUUGUCAAAAAUAGUUUUUAAUCAAAACUUUUUAUUGGCAUCAAAGCAAAAAAAUGCAGUAUAAAGCAAAAAAAAACGGCGAACAAAUAAAUGUUUUACACGCCGCAAUCGGAAAGUUGGAAAAAAAUGGCUAAAGAGCGCGCGCGACCGUAAUGUCGGAGUGUCGUAGUGUUUUUUUUUGUAAAUUUUGAUCCCCGCAAAAAAAAACGAAAAAAUAGAUUUCCGGUAAAGUGCCGGCCCGGCCGGCCCGGUUCAAAAGGCGGGAAUUCAAAUUUUCGCGGAAAUUUUUUUUUUCGUUAUCACAAAAAAAAAUUUCGAACUAAAGUUUUUGCGUUUUUUUGUUUUUGUUUUUAUUCACUCAGAUCUCACUUGUGAGUUUUUUCAAAAAGUUGUUCUUUUUAUUAAAAUGUUGUAAAACUACGACACUCCGAUAUUACGGGCGCGCGCGCUCUUUAGCCGUUAUAUUUCUAAUUUUCGGUUGACAAAAGAAGUUUUUCGUAGAACUAACGAAUUUUGCAAGUAUCUCGAGCAUCAAAAAGAAAUGUAGUUCUCAAAAAUAAAAACUUUUUAUUGGCAUCAAAGCAAAAGUCAAUGUUUUAUACACGCCGCAAUCCGAAAGUUGGCAAAAAAAUGGCUAGUAAUGUCGAAGUUUCGUAGUUUUUUUUUUCGAUCCCCGCAAAAAAAAACGAAAAAAUUUGAAUUCGCGCCUUGGCAAGUCUGGUAAUUACAGUAGGAUCUCCAAGUUCGCCACGUGGCUACAUCGUUCAUAAAUAAAACUUUUUUUCAAUCGCAAGAGCUCAGAAUAACACAUGUCCACUCAGAAUUCAGAAUCAAAAAUGCGUAGUCGAAUAAAUAAAAAACGUGGAAAAUUCAGGCCCCGGCUCAACGAGCGAAUUUGCAGCUGUCUCUGUCGCAUUUAAUUCCAGUUGCCUCCAGGUUUUUCCGAGUAUUUUCUCGAGUGAUUCACACACACACAAUCCAGAAACUCGAUGUCGUCGGCGCCGUGUCCCGGCAAAAUUCCAGACUACUAUCCGACGACGCUACACGUCAUCGCCACCGUAUCCGUGCCCGUCAACAUGCUCGGCCUCUAUUUGGUCAUGCGAAAAUCGCCCGGAAUGCACGGAUAUAAAUAUUGUCUUGUUUAUAUGCAGGUUUACUGAACUUUUCCACAUUUUUAGCGAGUAAACUUUAAACGAGUACUGUAGCGGCCUGUUUCAAGUGUCCUAUGGUUCUGGAAUUUGUUUUUAUGAAAUCUUGACAUCUUUGACUAUGCUUUUGUAGUUGACAACUUUUUUGUACGACCACUCCUUGGGGUACUGUAGCUGUUGGAAGUUGGCGCUGAAAUGAAGAUGCUUGAAUCGGGUCCCAACUUCCAAGCGCUACAGUACCCCGGGGAGUGGUCGUACAAAAAAGUGGUCAACUACAAAAAUAUUGUACUAGACAUGAACUUCAUUUUUGUAGUUGAUCAUUUUUGUCUACAACCAUUUCCCGGGGUACUGUAGCUCUUUGAAGUUGAAGGUGUCAAGAUUUCAUUCAAAAAAUCGCAUAAUAUUACAGAUGGCGACGUUUUUGACUGAAAUCCACAUGUCGUGGAUCUGUCCCGGAUACUAUUUUUUUCCGAUGGUCGGCGGCUACAACACGGGCGAAUUCUUCGGCCAAUUCAUCACUUCGCACCACUCCAUGAGCAUCUGGAUCUUUGUUUUCUGCUUCGAGCUCGCCGCCGGUCUUUGCUGUUUUGUCUACCGACACAAUGCAGCUGUUCAAAUCAAUCAGGUAUCACAGAACCCCAAAAACCACCCACCGGCCCCCAACUUUUUGCAGAACAACAAUAGCAGUAUGUACGUUGAAAAAACGUUGCUCGUUCUCACCCACAUUUUUCCGUUUCUCACCGCCUUUUGCCACUUCAACUCCAAUCUGAGCUACCAGCAAAAGUAUGCGUUUGUGAAGAGUGUACGUUUCUUUUUUUUUGAAACGUUUUUAAAUCCGCCCUUUUUUUCCCGUUCCAGAACUUUCCGCAAUGUCUCGAAUGGAUCAAAUUCGACGGUUUCGAAGUGUACGAUCAGAAACUGAAUCCCUGGCUGACGGCCACCGCACUCGGCGCGUUUGCAUGGGUUUUUGUGAUCGCGUGGUGAGCGAAACUGUGUGUUUGAACUAUUUUUUGGAAUUUACUAGUUGAUUUCCGUCUUUUUAAGCCUACACGUGUACGGCGCGGCUUUUGCGACGUUCACCAAACGUUUCAUCCUCAGUCUGUGCAUUUUGGCACGCCGGUGUUGCUCUGCGUACAGUGCAUUUUAUGUUACGCGCAAAGUUCUUUUUUUUAAUAGUUUUUAAUGAAUUUUCUCCAAAUAUUCAUCUCUUUAAAGCGUUUUCUCUACUUUCUACCUCAAUUAGACCUUUUUACAGAUUCCAGGUGAAGUAAUACGCGAAGAGAAGUCGAUGCGAUGAAAAGAAACGCGUAAGUAAGUGAAAGUAAGGUUUUAUUCAGAAAAUGCACGAUUUCUCGAAAAACGCGACUAGAUUUUCUAAUUUUUUUGUUUAAAUAGUUUACUUACAUGACUACUUUUUUUUGGUUCGAAAACAUUCACAGAGUGCCAGUUCGUAGAAGCAAAAAAAAAAUUUUUUCAACGAAAUUUCACUGUCUUCCGGCAAACUAUCGGUUUUUCCGAAACGCUUUAAAGAAAAAACGCUUUAAAGAGAUGAAUAUUUGGAGAAAAUUCAUCAACAACUAAAAAAAUGAACUUUGCGCGUAACAUAAAAUGCACUGUACGCAGAGCUACACCGACGCGCAAAAAUGCAUACCAUUUGGCUGCGCAUGUUGCGAAAGCCGCGCCGUGUACCGUAUCUCGAAAACCCGAAUAGCUACGACAAAAAGUGAAGAGAAUGAAAUUUCCAAGCCCAAACUGAUUUUCUGUCAGGUACUGUUUGGGUCUGGGCGUGCACACAAUGAUAAUUCUGCAACGGCUGCGGCAUCACAUGUCGCCGGCCACGUAUCAAAUGCACAAGACCGCCCUGAUCAGUCUGGUGAUGCAAUUGGUGAUCCCGGCCGUGUUCAUCAUCGUUCCGAUGGACGUUUGCAUGUACGUCGUGCUCACCAAUUCGGUCGAUUUACAAGGUUCUCGCGCGAUGAACGAGCCGCUGCACAAAUACUUGGGAAUAUUGUCAAUGUCUUCAGAAUUGGCCACCGACACCAUGUUCCUCGUGAGUUCGCACUCAAUGUCCCAGUGUUUUGUGAUGAUCGUCAGCAAUCCCACUUAUCGAAGAAUUAUCAAAGAAGAGGUGCAGCGUGUUUUCAGGUACUGUAAUUAUAUUAAUAUUAUCGUUUUCUAUUUUGUACUUUCUAUAGCUUUCUAUUCAAAAAUUAAAAGUUCAGAAUCGAUUUUCUGACGCGACAAACGUUCGUAAGUUCGGUGGAAGCGAGUCAGCGCACCGGUAGCAUGGCUACCGCUUUUCAUUGA